CUUUAUAUAGAUAACGCGUCUUCUCCAGCCUACCAUUGUCCCUCUCUCUAUCCCUCCCUCUCUCUUUCUCACUCUGAAGAACAAUGCCGACAACAGCAACCUUCAAGCUUGCUCAAUGGGUAUUUGCAAUGGCCGCCAUCAGUUUACUGAUCAUACAAGUGGCUGGAUCCAGGUGCGAAAACAACGGUCCUUCAGUUCGCCAGGUCCAAGUGGGUUUUGGGAAGCUGCCGCAGUUCAUGGUGGAAAUAAAGAACAACUGCCCGAUGUGUCCUGUUACAGAAAUUCAUGUCAGGUGUGCGAACCUGUCGCAGAAUCUCGUCGAUCCCAGAAUGUUGAAGGUCCUUCGUUUUGAUGAUUGCGUCGUCAACGGAGGGUUGCCUCUAGCACCGAUGCAGAAGCUGUCUUUCAAUUACACCCACCAGAAGUUCCAGCUUAUGCCCAAGACAUGGAAUUUCCAAUGUGAGUGAUGUCCCCUUGGUUGAAGCACAAGGCAAAAGUCCAUCAGAAGAUCGGAGCCCCAACCAGACAUAUAUAUCUCUAUAUAUAUAAGCUCUUGGGUAGUCCUCCACAAACUUGCUCCAGUUUUGCUAUUUGUUUUGGCUUCAAACAUGUUGUGGCUAAGAUUGCAAUGUGCACGGAAGUCUUCAGGGAA
Messenger RNA from Nymphaea colorata (pocket water lily), 652 nucleotides. RefSeq lists its product as uncharacterized. The transcript has 2 exons. Gene Ontology annotation, biological process: cell fate determination. The record is from RefSeq and is a predicted model, not a curated record. The coding region runs from base 84 to 467 and encodes 127 amino acids. NCBI's taxonomy places the organism in Eukaryota, Viridiplantae, Streptophyta, Magnoliopsida, Nymphaeales, Nymphaeaceae.